AUGUACAUCUCCCUCAAGUCCAGCCUCGUUCUCCUGGCCACCGCCGUCCUGGUGACGCUCCCCAACCAGGCCAGGGCAGGCGAUCCGACCCUCUACCGCUACAUUUCACGCAAGCAGAACAUCUUUGGAGAUUGCGUCGUCUUCCACCCGUUCAACGUGCCCAACCCGCUCUUCAACUGUCGCCCCGAGUCCUCCCUUCAGGGCGUCACCAUCCACUCCGGAGAGCUGGCCUGCGACGACACCACGACCACGUUUCAGGAUUUCUGCAAAGGCUGCAAGGCCGCCGGCAGCGUUUGCACCCAGCAGGUCACCUAG
Molecule: messenger RNA, 315 nt
Organism: Pseudozyma flocculosa PF-1
Lineage: Eukaryota; Fungi; Basidiomycota; Ustilaginomycetes; Ustilaginales; Ustilaginaceae
Exons: 1
Coding region: 1-315 (104 amino acids)
Source: RefSeq, a predicted model, not a curated record